AUGGGGUAUACGUCGACAUUAAAAUUUGUUAACCUGGGCGUUAAGAGGAGAUUAUUUCGAAGAGCCCAUAAACAACCACAUCACAAAUGGGACAGCAUAAAAAAUCAGUUGAAUGAAUUAUUAAAAUAUGGACGAAUUGAAACAACAUUAACAAAAGCUAAGGAAUUGCAAGGAUAUGCAGAAGAAUUAAUAUAUUUAGCAAAAAAAGAUAAUGUACAGAAUAAUUUAAAAGUCGAAAGUAUGUUAAGAACAGCGCAAGGAAGAAGAAAGUUAUAUGAAUACUACGUACCAUUAUAUAGACAUAGACCUUUUUUUUUCACAAGAAUAGUCAAUCAAUGGAGAUUACGCUUAAGGGAUGCAGCACCAAUGGCAUUUAUAGAAUUUAUUGAUAGACCAGGAGAAUUAAGACCUGCACAGCCUGUUGGGUAUGAUAGAAUAAAAUAUAUAUAUGAUGAAAUGAAAAGAAAUAGAAGAAAUUUUAGAAAAUAUUUUCAUAUUGCAAAAAAGUUCAAUUUACUGGAUGAUAACGAUCAACUUAUUUCAAAUUUUAACAAUUCUGAACUCGUUAAGAAAGAUUUGUGGCUAAGCGAUGAUGAAGAGGAAAUAAUUAUUGAUGCCGAAUUAAUAGAAAAAUAUAAACAAUUUGGUGAGCCCAUGUUAGCAGGACCUAUAAGGGGACGAGAACCCUUUUAUGUUGAUUUACCUAUGCCAAGUCUUGUAGAGAAAGAGUUUUUAAAUUACAGAAAGAAAUUUAAACCGUAA
Molecule: messenger RNA, 762 nt
Organism: Plasmodium malariae
Lineage: Eukaryota; Apicomplexa; Aconoidasida; Haemosporida; Plasmodiidae
Product: mitochondrial ribosomal protein L17-2 precursor, putative
Exons: 2
Coding region: 1-762 (253 amino acids)
Biological process (GO): translation
Cellular component (GO): ribosome; large ribosomal subunit
Molecular function (GO): structural constituent of ribosome
Source: RefSeq, a predicted model, not a curated record